Messenger RNA from Parnassius mnemosyne (clouded apollo), 1422 nucleotides. NCBI's taxonomy places the organism in Eukaryota, Metazoa, Arthropoda, Insecta, Lepidoptera, Papilionidae. The record is from the annotation of a GenBank genome assembly.
AUGGCUACUACAACUAAGGGUCUUGCCAGUGAGGCCACCUCCACCCUCCUGCCGGCCUAUGUUGAGGAAAUAACCGACAUGGACACCUUUGUCACGACUAUCCAAAAAUUCACUGAGUGCAUUGUCAAAGCGGUCUCUGGCGGCAAGUCCGUCACUGCCGCAAAUAAGAAACUCAUCAACCUAGCAGCCGAGGAGAUCAGAAAGUGUGGACGUAAACUAACCAGCAUGUCAACAGUGUUCGCCCCUGAUAACAACCCAUCCCAGAGCAAAAUGGACAGCGACUUAAAGGCUGACAUUGUCGCCUGUGUUAGGAGCGAGAUGGCUAAAUUAAAGGGCCAAAUCUCCACGCAGCUUCAACAGCAGACACGAUGUGCCUCAUACGCCCAGGCCACUGCGACUAGCAGAGGGCCAGGCACUCAUCCUAAUAUGACUGCUGAGCCACCAGCCCGCGAUCCACCUGUCAACAAGCCAGCCAUAGUGGUGACUCCAAAGUCAAAACACAUAUACCAAUUUAGUCAAAAAGGCAGAGUCAAGGCUUGUAUACUCACCAAACCAGGUUGUAGCCAGGUACUAGGCAUGUCACAACACUCCAACACAAAUUUUUGCGUUAUUCAAUUCACGAGCGGCGGCCAAAAAAUGCUAAUAGCUUCCGCAUAUUUUGAGCCGGAUUCUGAUGGCAAUAAUACUUUAGAGCUCAUAGAUAAUUUUCUCCAAACCUCCCGAUGCCCCAAUACCAUUAUAGGUGGUGACUUCAAUGGAUGGCAUCACAUAUGGGGCAGUAAGACCAACAACCCCAGAGGAUGUGCGGUGGUGGAGCUGGCAUAUGCAAAUGACCUCUUCAUCUGCAAUGUCGGCAGCACACCCACUUUUAAAACCGUCACACACGGCAGGGAUCGGACUUCUAUAAUAGACCUCACAUUGGCGCAUGGAUACAUAUAUGACCGUAUAGUCGGGUGGAAGGUCAACUUCAGCGCCUGCCCCUCGUGGCAACACAACGCUGUAGAAUACGAGAUUGAAAUUGGGAAUUCUUUCUCAAAUUCGUCAUCAAUAACCAACUCCACAUUUAAAUAUAACAGCAACAAGGCCAAUUGGGGAAUAUUCAAGGAUGCACUUCACACGCUUAUGACCAACACAGACAUAUUAGAGAGAGACAUCGGAUCGCUUAAUACAGCUGGCUUGGAAAACUUGAUUGAUGACAUCUGCAAGGUAAUUCAUAAAGCAUGUGAAGAAUCUAUGGCGACAAAGAAAGGCCAAUCCCUGACGAAGCAUCGCCCGCAAUGGUGGACGGAAAAAUUGACGGACCUCAAAAAGGAGGUCAUCCAGUUACACCACCGACUCAACCGAAUGAGACGUCAGAAUCUUCCUUUAGACCAUUUGGCAGAGAAGUUAAAAAACAAAAAGAAUUAUAUGCGAAAGAACUGA